AGUUCCAGAAAAAGGCAAGCAUCAAACACGAAUAAUUGGAUAUCAUACUCGAAUUUAUGGAAAUAAACUGAAAAUAAAUUACUAUUUCACCACGUAAUGGGUACAGAAAUUCUCCAAACAUAUGGAACUCUCCAACAUGAGUUGGAAGAAGCGAAAAAUAACUUGAAAGGUACAGAUGAAAGUUUGAAAAGGUUGAUAGGCAGAGAUCCCUCAGAAUUGCCCCCUAGAAUCUCUGCAAAACGUCCCCUUCCUGAUGACAAGAACAGACCCGGUAUCAGAAUACAAAGUAGGAUACGAAACUUUGCACAUGAGAAUGAAGCACCUGCUGCUAAAAGAAGAAACAAUGUGUCAGUGUUCCAAAGACUGUCUGAGAAGGUAAUAGAUGAUGAUGACCACUUUGUUCAACAGAAAGGGAUGAUAAGCAAAGUUAUAGUGACUCCUAAAGAAGUACCAAGCAGGGAAGAAGCUCUUGAGGCCCAAAGUAGAGAUGAAAAAUUCAAAGCAAGAAAUAAGAGAAUGUUUGGGGCAUUAUUGGGAACAUUACAAAAGUUUCAGCAAGAAGAGACAAAACUGAAACAGAGAGAGCAGAAACGUGCAGUUCUAGAGAAAAAAAUUGAAGAACAUGAAAUCAAGGAGAAAGAAGAAGUGAAAAAAGAGAGACAAGAGCUGUUUUUCAAUCGCAGAAAGAAACAAGCAGAGAUAAAGAUGAUUGAAUUGAAAAUGUUGAGGAUGAGAGAAUAUGCUACUUGGGAGAAGAGUCAGAAACCAAGGAUGAAUUUCAUUACCACCAAAUCUAAACCUCAUAUACAAUAUAUGCCUAGGAGAAUGACUGACCAAACCAAAAAACUGCUAGAGGACAGUCAAAAAGAUGUUGAAAAACUAUUAGAAAAAAAGCAACAGCAGAUAGCAGAUGAAUUGAAACACAUUGAAGAACGUAUGAGACGUAACUUUGAUUACAGGAACAGAACAAAAGAUGAUAAAGAAGUUGUACAAGAAGAUCAUCAUGACAAUGAAGACAACAAUGAUCGUGAAGAUCAUCUAAAUGAAGUCCUUGCAGAAUCACAGAUUGCCCUCAAAAAAGAAAAAGAUGAAAUGGAAAUCAAAGCAGCAAAUAUGGAAGAUGAUAAUAAUAAGGAAGAAAAUAAUAAGGAAGAAAAUGACAAGGAAGAAAAUAACAAGGAGGAAAAUGACAAUGAUGAAAAUGACAAAAGAGACAAAAAUGAGGAAGAAAGUAGCCAAGAGGAAGAUAAACCAGAACAGAAACCAGUUGAAGGAAAUGAAGAAGAAAAUAUCAAAAUUGAUUCUGAGGUUCUUGAUAAUGAUAAUUCUGUACCCUGUGAAGAAACCAUGGAUGUUAGUGCUGAUGCAGUUAAAGAAUUUUCACAAGAAAUGGUGUCACAAUCAGAAAUUCAAGAAGGCAGUAUCCCAGAGAAUAAUGUGCAAAUGGAACUAUCUGAGACUCCACCUUGUGAGUGAUAGUGACAAGCUGAUAAGUGUCUUUCUGGUUAAUACAUCUACUAGCAGCAAUUAGGAGGGUAGGUAUUGAGCUGUAAAGUUAAUUUGUAUAAAUGAGGAAUGAAGUUUUAAAUACUUUUUUGUAUCAACAUGUGGAAAUUAAUUAUGAAGGUUUGAUGUAGUCCCUGAUUACUGUUAAUUUAUAAUCAUGUAUGUUUUACUGAUCAAUUGAACCUAUGUUUCAACAAAUAAACUUCAUAGGU
Phaedon cochleariae (mustard beetle) is the source of this 1718-nucleotide messenger RNA. Lineage: Eukaryota; Metazoa; Arthropoda; Insecta; Coleoptera; Chrysomelidae. The record is from the annotation of a GenBank genome assembly.